GUAAUACGUUGUUUCAAGAUGGCGGCUUACAGUGUCAGGUCGUGUGUUGUGAAACACAGCUCAUAGUGGCAGUAUUUUAGCUCUGUUAGGAUUAACAAAUUCUACGUUUUUACAAGUAAUGCAAAUGUGGCACAGUUUGUGAACGCGUGACAACGUGAGCGGCUGAAUCUGGUGUAAAAAUUUAAAGAUGGCGGCGUGUACUUGAAAGACACUGAGAGGCAGCUGUGUCAAACUAGAAAACCACAACAGUCAGACAAAAUGUUUCUCUCUACAUGGUCGCGGCUGUCCUGCGGGGCUUUGUCCAGCGGAGGACAGAGGACGCUGAGCCUGUUCUCCAGCUCAGGACCUUCGAACUGGAAUAAAGUUGUCUCCGACGCGGAGAAGAUCGUCGGAUAUCCCACCUCCUUCAUGAGUCUGCGGUGCCUGCUCAGUGAUGAGCUCAGUAAUGUUGCCAUGCAUGUCAGGAAGCUGGUCGGGACUCAGCACCCUUUGCUCAACACUGCAAGGGGCUUUGUCUAUGACAGCAAGAACAACCUUCAGAUGAGGGGACUGAUCGUGCUGCUCUUGUCGAAAGCCGCAGGGCCGAGCCACGCCUCCUCCGAUCUCCUGCCUCAGGACAUGGUCAGCGGCAUCUACCCAAGCCAGCGGAACUUGGCAGAAAUCACUGAGUUGAUCCACACGGCGUUCCUGGUGCAUCGCGGGAUAGUCAAUCUUAAGGAGUGGACCGUUUCAGAUGGCCCACUGAAGGACAUGCAGUUUGGGAAUAAGAUGGCUGUCCUGAGCGGCGACUUCCUGCUGGCAAAUGCGUGUACAGGACUUGCCCAACUGGAUAACACUAAGGUUGUUGAACUGAUCUCAAGUGCCAUCGGCGAUGUAGUUCAAGGACUCUACUAUGAGAAUCACAAUAAUAAUGAGGAGAAUAGUCUCACCAAUGGCAUCGACGUGGCGGCGUGGGAGGAGCAGGCGUUCCUGUCCCACGGGGCCCUGCUGGCCAAGAGCUGUCAAGCUGCGAUGGAGCUCGCCAAACACGACAAGGAGUCCCAAAGAUUGGCGUACAAGUACGGGAAGCACCUGUCACUAGGCCACAAGCUGAACUCUGACCUGCAGCCGUUUGUGAAGAGCAACAUGGCCGAACCGACGUCGUUCUGUUUGAGCGCCGCCCCCGUGGUUUUCCACCGUCAGAUCAUUGGUACGGAAAGAUGGCUUCAACUGCUGCAACAGGCAAAGACUCAGAGAAACCAACUGGAUUACUCAAAGCUUUUGGCAGCAGUUAAGUCGGAGAAAGGCGUGAGCUCGGCUGUGGACUUAUGCUGUUACCAUGGCAACAAGGCUCUGGAGGCCAUCCAGGCUUUCCCCUCCUCCGAGGCUCGAUCCGCCUUGGAGAACAUCGCCUCUGCCAUCACCAAGAUUUGACCUGGACUCACACACACACACACACACACACACAUACUCACACAGCCUCUGAAUGCUUGAAGUGUCUUUGUCUGCACAGGCAACAGGAUGAGAACCAGUGAACAUUUGACAUUUCAGAGACAAAUGAACUUCUUAUGAGCCAGGUGCUGGCUCAUGUCAGGAGAAACUGCUCUGCUCUGUUGUGGAUGACAGUGUGCAUCAGAAAUGCAGUGCCUGUAUCCAUAAAUGGUCAUCAUUAAAAACAGAAUUAAAAACACAUUACUUCAGCAUCA
Messenger RNA from Acanthopagrus latus (yellowfin seabream), 1685 nucleotides. RefSeq names its product prenyl (decaprenyl) diphosphate synthase, subunit 2 (gene pdss2). NCBI's taxonomy places the organism in Eukaryota, Metazoa, Chordata, Actinopteri, Spariformes, Sparidae. Gene Ontology annotation, cellular component: transferase complex; mitochondrion. The record is from RefSeq and is a predicted model, not a curated record. The transcript has 8 exons. Bases 259 to 1413 code for a protein of 384 amino acids. Gene Ontology annotation, biological process: ubiquinone biosynthetic process; isoprenoid biosynthetic process. Gene Ontology annotation, molecular function: prenyltransferase activity.